Molecule: messenger RNA, 1851 nt
Organism: Suillus plorans
Lineage: Eukaryota; Fungi; Basidiomycota; Agaricomycetes; Boletales; Suillaceae
Exons: 4
Coding region: 1-1851 (616 amino acids)
Source: RefSeq, a predicted model, not a curated record
AUGGCACCACCGACUAUAUAUUCAGCCGAGCAGAUCGAGUUCAUGGAAACAUACCAUGAUCAAUUUUUAGAAUGCAAAGUAAACAAAAAUUACCAGUCUUUCUGGAGUCCAUUUUUUGAGGCAUGGGGAAUCAAGUUCCCGGAGCGUGCUGUCAUCUUCAAAGACAUACCGCUUGAUGUCAGCUUAACCGACGAACAAUCUGCUGAAGUAGCAACUGCGUGGACAUUGCGUCAACAGCGCCUUAUGCAGAAGUUCCGUAAUGAUUUGGGUGGGUCAAAAGCGGGUCGGCGGGCCAAUGCACAGCAUACUGCCACAGUCAACCAGAUGAUGACGCGCGUCAUGACGGGCUCGAAACCAAAAACUUCUCGCAUUUUGAAACUGUGGGAGAUGUACUCGAAAACGCACUACGGAAAAAUCAAGGAUGCUGUCAAAAAAGAGCAGGAAGAACUGAAAAACGUACCAUCUGCUGGGCCAGCGAAUAAGACCGCUCUCAAUAUUGUCAAGCAGCACCUUAAAGAGGCCUUCAACAAUGAGUCUGAAGAAGUGAAGGCGGAGGUGCUUGCUGCUGUUGAGACAAUGAAAGAGACGAAGCGUGCGGCAAUAGAGGCAGUGAAGAACCAAUGUCAUGAUAAGGAUGUCGUGCUUAGAUAUAUAUCCAAAAUCGCGACGAUUCUAACACAAUUCUUCGAGGAGUUACAUGAGAUGACGGAUUGGGUAUUUACAGUUCUCAUGGGCGGGCCACAUCCUGAUAUGGACGGAGCGCUCGAUGUCAAUAGCUUCCAUGUUGGAACAACAAAACUGGGCAAUCGGUUCAGUCAGGCCUACCCACAUUUUUCGCAGAAUGUCAUGGUGCCUUACACACAGUUUGUUGAACGCGUCUUUCCUGAGGCAGCCACGCUGUCGAGAGGAAAAGACUUGCUGCCCGGUUCUACUAUGUCAUCUACUCUGGCUAUCACUCCUGGACCCUCCUCCACCCCCGACAUUACAGCUUCUAAUACAUCAACGUCCGUCCCUUCAAAUAUCGCAGUCUCAACUUCCGGAUCCGAUCUGCUGCUUGCAUCGGAGCUUCUUUCUAUCCCACAAGGCAAUGACGCCUUUCAUUCCUUCUCUGGCGCUGAUGUAUCCCUGUCGCCAAUGGAUGACAACUUAUCACUUCCCAUUCUCCCAAUGCCCCCGCAACCUCACGACGCGAUAUACAGUUUGAGGGAGCUUCUGCAGGGCCUGUCUCAUGAACACCCACUCGAACAAGGACCUCUCUCAUUACCAAACGUCACUUAUCAAUUCCCAGAUGCGCCGGUUUCGAGUCUGACUAGCGAUGUCCCCAUUGCUAGCCCAAAGCAAGCGGUAGCACAGCCCAAUCCUUAUUACCCACCUGAGCCCACCUUCAUAUUUCUUCCCUCCUCUCCACCACUCACACAGCCGCAUUCUUCUACAAGCCACCUCCCAUCAGGCACACUUCCCACCCAAACUCCGGCAUCUCCGGGUAGAUCCCCUUCUUGGAUGCGUCUUAGUCAAAUCCCACCUGGUGCGGAGGCUUCAUCCAUUGUUCCAGUCGGUACUGGUGGUGCGGAGGCUUCACCAAUUGCUCCAGUCAGUACUGGUGGUGAGAAGCGUGCAUGUGAACCUCAAGGAGAGCAGUCAGAUGUCUCCACGAAGCGCCAGAAGGCUAAUGCUGAGUCGGAUGUUCCGACGAAGGGCCGGAAAGCUGAUGCUGGCACCAGACACCGCACCACUGAUAAAACAAUACCCACAAAUCUUGAAGUUGGUCGAGGUAAACGUCUACGGGUCCAGUCGAAACGCGCCGCAGAAGCUAACAAUAUCGGUGCACCAUUCAUGAGUCGAAAGAAAUAA